Nycticebus coucang (slow loris) is the source of this 2053-nucleotide messenger RNA. It is a transcript of the gene MXD3, whose product is annotated as MAX dimerization protein 3. The transcript is spliced from 6 exons. NCBI's taxonomy places the organism in Eukaryota, Metazoa, Chordata, Mammalia, Primates, Lorisidae. Gene Ontology annotation, biological process: regulation of transcription by RNA polymerase II. Gene Ontology annotation, molecular function: protein dimerization activity; DNA-binding transcription factor activity, RNA polymerase II-specific; RNA polymerase II cis-regulatory region sequence-specific DNA binding. The record is from RefSeq and is a predicted model, not a curated record. Bases 456 to 1076 code for a protein of 206 amino acids.
CGUGCGGCGGCUGAGGCCAGGGCCUCUCAAGGACCACCUGGCUGCCAAAGCGCCACUCUGUGUGCUGGGCGCUUGUCACCAGAGCCGGGCUAGAAACUGAGGCCCGAAGACGCCAAGGAACCGGCGUGGGGUGGAGCGAAGCGGACAAGACGCAGCAUCCCUCCAGCCCGGGCGUUCGCCCCACAGCCGGGCCUGGAGCGGGCGCCUGUACCUGUUUAGGAAGAUCCUAGGCCACUCGGGGGCGAGGGGUGGGGCUCGCAGAGGGAGGACGGUGGUUCACCAGCGCAUUCCGGAGGGGUGGGGCCAAAGGUUGGGCGUUCCCGCGGGCGGGGCGUCCCGGGGGCGGGGCCCGGGCCCUGUGUUUGUUGCACCGUGUCAGUUACAUUGUAACAAAAGUGGUGCAGCCGCUGCUCCAGCCGGCAUCCCAGACCAGCCUUCCGCCAGCUGUCGCCGAUAUGGAACCCGUGACCAGUAACAUCCAGGUCCUGUUGCAGGCUGCCGAGUUCCUGGAGCGCCGUGAGAGAGAGGCUGAGCAUGGUUAUGCGUCCCUGUGCCCACACCGCAGUCCGGGUCCAAUCCACAGAAGGAAGAAGCGACCCCUCCAAACUCCUGAUGCGCUGGACAGUGGGCGGUCUGUGCACAAUGAGCUGGAGAAGCGCAGGAGGGCCCAGCUGAAACGAUGCCUGGAGCGGCUGAAGCAGCAGAUGCCCCUGGGGACUGACUGUGCCCGAUAUACCACACUGAGUCUGCUGCGCCGUGCCCGGAUGCACAUACAGAAGCUAGAGGAGCAGGAGCAGCGGGCCCAGCAGCUCAAGGAGAAGCUGCGCGGCGAGCAGCAGAGCCUGCAGCAGCAGCUAGAGCAGCUCCAGGGGCCGGUGGGGGCGGGCGAGCGCGAGCGGCUGCGCACGGACAGCCUCGACUCCUCAGGCCUCUCCUCUGAGCGCUCCGACUCCGACCAAGAGGAGCUGGAGGUGGACGUGGAGAGCCUGGUGUUUGGGGGUGAGGCCGAGCUGCUGCGGGGCUUCAGCACCGGCCAGGAGCACAGCUACUCGCACAGCACAGGCGCCUGGCUCUGAUGUGCCACCCCAGGGCGGGCCUCUGCCAUGACCACCCUCUGCUGGUGCCGGGCAGAUUCUGCCAGGCAGGAGCCCUCUCCAGGCCUCAAGGGCUGCUCAAGUGUCACCUGUUGAAAUGGACUGAAGGACCCUUGCGUGGGAACAGGUGCUUCUUUCAUACUGUGCUGCUGCCAGGCAGUCCCUCCAGGGGCACUGGGGGUAAGACAGGCUUACCCCCCACCCCCAGCCCUGCUGGGUGAGCAGCUAGAGCCUAAGCCACCUUUAUAGGCAUUUUUUUUUUUUUUUUUUUUUUAGCACAUGGCUCUUCUGCCCCCGUGGGGAGUGGGAAACCUCUUGAUCCCUCUAGUCCCUUCCUGGACAAGAUCCCCUGGCCUUUGCCCCACAUAGACUUUUAAGUAUUUUCAUUAAAAGCCUCUUUCAUAACUUCCCCGCCCAUGGUCUUGCCUGAUGAAAAUAGGGGAACUUUCAACCACAAACUGAGAAAGAAGAAAUAAGCCACUGACACCACUACCAGGCAGACAGUGCACAUUCAGUCCCCACUUGGAGGCUGUCUCCACAGAAGGUGGAACCAGGGCUAAGUGAUGUUGACUUGUCUGAGGUCCAAAGCCAGUUAACAGUGGAGUCUAGAUUCAAACGAAGACCUUCUGACUCCAGAGCUGGGGCUGAUUGAAUUCAACAAAUAUUUAUUGAGUGCCUAUUAUGUGCUAGAUAUUGUUCCAGGUACUUGGGACACAUAAGAGAACAAAACAAAGAGCCCUGCUCUCAUGGAGCUUACAGUCUAGCAUUUAUUGCCACUUCACCUGCAUGUGGUCUGUGACCAGGGGUAAGUCACCAUAUCUCUGUCCUCAGCUGCCCAACAGGGGGUUAGUAGGCCUGGCUCAAGACAUGGAUAACAUGCCUGGUGUACUACAGAUGCCAAACUGGACACCCACCGCCCGGAUAGAGAAUAGGGCUGGAAGUUGAUUUUUAAUAACAGA